Juglans microcarpa x Juglans regia is the source of this 390-nucleotide messenger RNA. RefSeq names its product protein RESPONSE TO LOW SULFUR 2-like. The coding region runs from base 29 to 307 and encodes 92 amino acids. The transcript has a single exon. Gene Ontology annotation, biological process: cellular oxidant detoxification. Lineage: Eukaryota; Viridiplantae; Streptophyta; Magnoliopsida; Fagales; Juglandaceae. The record is from RefSeq and is a predicted model, not a curated record.
AAGAGAAAUGGUGGGCAUGACAGGUUAGAUGAAGAGAAAAGAGGAGGCGAAGCUAAGGAAGAGGAACGAGGAGCUGGAAAGGGUGCUGAGGAAGAGGAACGAGGAGAGGGAGGAGCAGAUGAGGAAGGAGUUACAAAAGGCCUGGGAGAGGCUCAGAGUCGCCGAGGAGGCAGAGGAGACGCUCUGCUCGCAGCUCGGUGAGCUCGAGGCAGAGUCCGUCCACCAGGCCUGUGAGUACAACGCUCGUCUUCUCUCCCUCAUCGAUCAGCUCUCCCGUGCCACCCACCAGUCCGCCUCCGCUUGUUAGCAUCGGCGCGACGCCCAUCAUUUUCCAUCUUUCUGUGCAUUUGAGUCACUUUGCAGAUUUGGGUUGGUUGGCUCAAUUAAUAA